GAAUGUUCCUGGGUGUGGACUGCCUUGUAUAAUUAACUGCACAGCUGGAGCUUCUGAUCCCUCCACGUCUGCUCCUUCCUUUCCUCCUUUCUUCCCCCCUGCAUCCACCUCGGCGCGGUCUGGGUGCGCUGCUCCUCCUCGCAGGAGCUGCGGGUGCGUCACUCGGGCAGAAGGUUUCCUGCAUUCCAGAGCCAUUCCAGAGCCAUUCCUUGCUGAGACAACGACCAGGUAGAGCCUGCCUGCCUUGGAGGGGGCUGAGAGACGGGAGCUGGAGCAGAGAGCGAGCAGAGAAGCCAUUGACCCUGUUGAGACAUGGAAACGGGGAGCGCAGCCAGGACAAACGGCACCACCAGCAAGCCCGAGGACGUGAAGAGCCCAACUGCCCCCAAAAAAGAAGAGGAAGCCAAGAAGGCCACGAGCCCUGGCGGAGGCGAGAAAGAAGCUAUAAAAGGCACGGGCGGUGCUGCAUUGGAGACGGGGCAAAUCAAGAGCUCCCUCUUCUCUGGGAGUGACUGGAAGAGGCCCAUCAUUCAGUUUGUGGAGUCAUCCGACGAGAAGAGGUCAACCUACUUCAGCAUGGACUCAGCAGACUCCAAGAAGAUGCAGUUCGCCAGCGGCCAGAUCGGAGACAUGAGGAGACCGGCCCUGUCCUUCCCGGAGAAGGGCGACCUCAGGAAGUCCCUCUUCUCCUUGGAUUCCAAAAAGAGCUUCCUGCCCGCUGACGGGGAAGGGAGGAAAUCCUUGUUCUCUGCAGGGCAGAUGGGGGACCUGAAGAAAUCUUCCCUGCCUCUGGUGGAGACGGGCGACCUGAGAAGACCCUUCAACAAGGCCGACAGAGCCGCCGGCUCCCGGCCCCGCGUGAAGCUCGAGGAUGUUCUCUGCGACUCCUGCAUUGACAACAAGCAGAAGGCUGUGAAGUCCUGCCUGGUGUGCCAGGCUUCCUUCUGCGAGCUGCACCUCAAGCCCCACCUGGAGGGAGCGGCUUUCCGGGACCACCAGCUCCUGGACCCCAUCAGGGACUUCGAAGCCAGAAAAUGCCCUGUGCACGGGAAGACCAUGGAGCUGUUCUGCCAGACAGACCAGAUGUGCAUCUGCUACCUCUGCAUGUUCCAGGAGCACAAGAACCACAGCACGGUGACAGUGGAGAUCGAGAAGGCAGGGAAAGAGGCCGAGCUGUCGCUGCAGAAGGAGCAGCUGCAGCUGAAGAUCAUCGAGGUGGAAGAUGAGGUGGACAAGUGGCAGAAGGAGAGGGACCGCAUCAAGAACUACACCACCAACGAGAAAGCCACGGUGGACCAGCACUUCAAGGAGCUGAUCCGUGACCUGGAGAGGCAGAGGGAUGAGGUGAAGGCUGCCCUGGACCAGCGAGAGAAGAUCGCCUCGGAGAACGUGAAAGAAAUUGUGGAUGAGCUGGAGGAGAGGGCGAAGCUGCUGCGUGAGGACAAGGAGAACAGGGAGCAGAUCCACCAGAUCAGCGACUCCGUGCUCUUCCUGCAGGAAUUUGGGGCUCUGAUGAGGAAUUACGUGCCCCCUCCAUCCCUCCCAACCUACAGCGUGCUGCUGGAAGGGGAGAGCAUGAGCCCAUCCAUGGGGCUGCUCAGGGAUGACCUCCUCAACGUCUGCAUGAGGCACGUGGAGAAGAUCUGCAAGGCAGACCUGGGCCGCAACUUCAUCGAGAGGAACCACAUGGAGAACGGGGACCACCGGUUCAUGAUGAACAACUACGAGUGGAACCAGCCCGACAACCUGAAGAGAUUUUCCAUGUUCCUGUCUCCCAAAGCCAAUUUCAACCCACGGUCAUGGGAAUUUUCCUCCUUCCAAGCGACUGAGGAAACACUUGUAGGCAAUGGCACUAAGCUGCCUUUUCAGUUCUCCUCGGUGGGACAGAAUCCGCCCGGUGACUUCAGCAAACAGUCUGAUGGGAGCCUCUUCACUAAGACCGCCUACCCCUCCAUAGUGAGGCACCAGUCUGCAAAGGUGACGCCACAGACGUGGAAAUCCUCCUCGAAGCAGUCUGUAUUGUCACAUUACCGCCCCUUUUACGUCAACAAAGGCAACGGAGCCACCUCCAACGAGGCUCCCUGAGGAUUCCGGGAGAGCUGGCAGCACUCGGAGUGGAGACUCAGCUGCGGAUUUUCAUGGAUGUACCCGCUACUCUCUUAACCUUACUGCUCUAAUCUCUGCCCGGGACAGGGGAGGUGCACGAGGGAAUUGCCUUUCCCUGAGGAAACCAGGACUUUUCCCCAAAUCACCCGCUCGCCUUGAGAGCUCCGCAGGCCUUAACAGCGUAACCCCGUCCUCUGCUGUCCCCUCCUUGUCCCCUCUCUGUCCCCAGCUGCUCUGCCCCUCCUGGGAAUUGUGGAUGCUUGGGUGGCACCCCCUGCUAGGCAGCUGUCCCCCUGUCCCCAGAGCUGUUAAAUCCUGGUGAAGGCCCCAAGCUGGCCGUUCCCAAAGCUCUUCCCAGCACGGAGAGGUCCCAGGCUUGAGCUCUUCCCAUACCUCUCCACCCUGGGGACACCCAGCUCCCGCUGGGAUCAGAUCCCCUGGUGGCAUCAGGCAUCCCCAGGGUCCUCCAGCAGCUCAGCUCUGCUCCUCACCUGCCAAAGAGGUCCAGCAGGAUCUUCCCAGAGCUGCUGGAGGAGGCCAGGGAGGCUUUCCAGCCCAUUAAAGUGCCCCUCCAGCCACCUUUUCAAAUUAAAAAAUAAAAAGCAAAUCCAUCCUAGUAACAGAAGAUUGAUUAGAUGCCAUAGGUGGUGGGUGCUUUUCUGGUUUGUGGUGGUUUUUCUUAAUUCCCCUAAACCCAAAUUGAUCUGCAUUCUGUUGUUCAGCUAUUUUAUAUUUUUUUCCCUGCAGUGGGCAAUGAGAAUUACUGCCGCAGCUUUUUGCUCAGGAUCAUGUUUUUGUAUUUGUCCCCUGGACAGAUGAAUCACAUCCAGGGCUGGAUAACCAUUCCAUGAUCUCCCUGAGGUGAUUUUCCCUCUCCAUGGACAAGCUGAGGGGUUCAGUCCGUGCCAUGUAGGGCAGUCAGGGGGAGAAAUGGGAUAAAAGCCCUUAAAUGGUGAAAACCAAGACCUAACAGCUCCUUUCCAUGGUUUGCUCUAUUCAGGCAGUUUUGGAAUGGCUUUCCCCCCACUUUUUCCUGCUUGCAGCACCUUGCUGAGGGAGAUCCCACCUGAAAAUUCCUUCCUGGCUCAUCCCUUCGCAAAGAUACUCACGGCUUUGUAACCCAACACCUCACCCCAAACUCCUGGGCCUGAACGUCUGUUGCUCCAGAGAACUUGAAAUGUCACUUUAUAAUGAGGGUUUUUUUCCCCAUAAAGACCAGAGAGGGAAGAGGCUGGCGUGGUAGGGCAGGAUGUGACAAAAGGGACGUGCAAAAAGGGAUGGAAGUGCUGGGAAAAGCACUGAGGGCUCUGAGUAUGUGUGUGAAAGGAUAAAACCAGCCCCCUCCGGGUCUCACUGUUUGUUUUGCCCCUGAGCAGGUCCAGUAAAACCUUCCACCACCUCCUUCCCAUGCUCCAAAAUGUGGGCAUGACCCUUCCUCCUCCUCCAAAGCUUGGAUGUUAAAAUCCCCCCGUCCUUCCCUGCCCUGAGGAAGGCUGGGUGGUGCCAGCCGGGACCUGCCUGAGGACACCACUGUCCCCUUCCUCCCGCUGUCCCCUGCCCUCUCCGCACCCCCACAGCCUCUUUGCUCCCCUUCCCCUCCCCAGGGGCCUUCCCAGCCCUUGCACACACGAAUUCCCACAAGGAAUGGAGCUGCUCCCCAUUUGCCUCAGCCCUGGAGGACGCCCGGCCCCCCGCUGGUGCCCCCCAGCCCCUUUUCCCCCGGGAUGGGGCACAUCCCAGCCCUGUGGUACCUCUGCUUCCCGGGGGGGCUUCCAGCGAGCCUUUGAGGUGUGCAGGAACUGUUUUGAUCAUGUCUUGGUCAGCAAAGCAAGAGGGGUUCCACCACCACCUCCUCCUCCUCUUCAGGCAGGGCACGGCCGCGCUGGCGAUGUAAACGAGGCCCCUCACGUGUGCACCACGCUGCAGAAAUAAAGGAGAAAGCUCCAUGUCUGACCAAAACCAA
Messenger RNA from Corvus hawaiiensis (hawaiian crow), 4069 nucleotides. It is a transcript of the gene TRIM29, whose product is annotated as tripartite motif containing 29. The record is from RefSeq and is a predicted model, not a curated record. Bases 313 to 2085 code for a protein of 590 amino acids. Gene Ontology annotation, molecular function: zinc ion binding. The transcript is spliced from 9 exons. Lineage: Eukaryota; Metazoa; Chordata; Aves; Passeriformes; Corvidae.